UUAUACCAUACAUUUUUUGGGUUUAUAAAUAGCUAUGUACAUUCAUAAACAAAAAUCACAAGUACCAUUACCACCAAUGUCAAUCAAGCAACUAUUUCCUUUGCUUCUUCUCAUCUGCGUGGCGGUGGCUGCCACGGCCGCGGAUGCAGCUGUCACGUGCAACACGGUGUAUACUGACCUCGAACCAUGUCUUGGUUUUGUGUUAAACGGUGGACCUACCGUGCCUUCAGCAUGUUGUGGUGGGCUUAAAUCUCUACUCGUUGCUGCGGGUACUACAGCUGACCGUCAAAGCGCUUGCAAAUGCAUAAAGAGCCUUGCUUCAAGUGCUAAUGGAGUUCAAAUUGGCCGUGCUACUCAACUCCCUGGAAUAUGUAAGGUUAAUGUUCCUUACCAGAUUAGUCCAAAUGUUGAUUGCUCAAAGAUCACAUAACACACAUUUUCUAUGAAUUUAUUUUAGUGAGUGUGGGAUAUUUAUGUCCCUUUAUUUCCUAUUAAAUAAAACUUCAAUAAUAAUAUCACAUUUUGUAUGCCUUCUUAUUUUACCAAUUAGUCAAAUUUUGCUAUUUGA
Molecule: messenger RNA, 568 nt
Organism: Solanum pennellii
Lineage: Eukaryota; Viridiplantae; Streptophyta; Magnoliopsida; Solanales; Solanaceae
Product: non-specific lipid-transfer protein 1-like
Exons: 1
Coding region: 35-430 (131 amino acids)
Biological process (GO): lipid transport
Cellular component (GO): membrane
Molecular function (GO): lipid binding
Source: RefSeq, a predicted model, not a curated record